AUGGCAAUCAAUCACAGCAAUGCCGAAGUGAUGGAUAACUUUGAUGAUGAAAACAUCUUCGCCCAUUACUCUCUCGUAUUCCUUCCAGAGACUGUACUAUCUAUCGAUGGCCUCGAUAUGCACGAAGAUGACCGUCGCCAGAAGAUUCUUCCAAUGGCACCCAUCGGCGCUCUUACUGAAGUUGCGCCUCCUCGUCAAACUGGGUACUUCAAGAACGAUGAUUACGUUCAAUGGCAGGUGCUUCGUGGAGACGGUGAGGGCCUUCGCUUUGCGCAAACAGCCAUAAAUGAAGUUCAUGAAUGCAACGAGAACAGGAGCACCAGAGCUGCAGACAUGUUUUGGAAUACACAGGUUGUAGAUUCUAAUAAACUAAGGGGGUUUAAAUAUUCAUGCAUGGGCGCUUUUGAUAGUAUUCUUUGUAAAUACUUAGCUCCUUCACAUUAG
Molecule: messenger RNA, 444 nt
Organism: Cylindrotheca closterium
Lineage: Eukaryota; Bacillariophyta; Bacillariophyceae; Bacillariales; Bacillariaceae
Source: the annotation of a GenBank genome assembly